Messenger RNA from Acanthaster planci (crown-of-thorns starfish), 5282 nucleotides. RefSeq lists its product as uncharacterized. Gene Ontology annotation, cellular component: extracellular matrix. Gene Ontology annotation, molecular function: protein binding. The record is from RefSeq and is a predicted model, not a curated record. NCBI's taxonomy places the organism in Eukaryota, Metazoa, Echinodermata, Asteroidea, Valvatida, Acanthasteridae.
AUGUUUGGUACAGUGAUACUAUCCUACUUACAUGGCAGGCCUGCGGUCUGGUGCAACAUGAGUCGUAUUGUUUUUCAUGCGCACCAGGAAGUCAGUUGCAUGGAGGAAAUUCAGAUAUUACUCAAUGCAACCGAAAUCGGUCUGGCAAACAAAACAUGAUAGAAACAUCUGUGACUGUGUUUGUUGAAGUCAUUGUGAUGCAGUAGUGUAAUGGGAAGGAAUAACACUUUAUACAGACACACCAUCAUGCCGCUGUUGGGAUUGUAUCACGUUGCACUUUUCUGUGCGUUUUCCGUGGGUCUGGUGACUGGUCAGAAUGAAGCCUGCCAGGUGUGUACGUGUACACCAACGAAGGUAGUGGAUUGUACGGGCAAAGGUUUGACAUCACUGCCUCCUGGAAUACCGGAGAAUACUCUAGUGCUGAAAUUCGGACAUAAUAACCUGACAAGAAUUCGAAGGCACACCUUCAAGAACCUCACCAGAUUGAGAAGGCUGAAUUUGGAAUCGAAUCAUAUUUCGACGAUCGAGCCGGGAGGCUUCAUUGGACUUUCCAGGGUGUUGAAUUUGCUGCUUGAGUACAAUCAUGUAGAGAAGCUGGAUGCAGACAUCAUGUCAGGCAUUGGUGGAGGAUUUGGGUUUUACAUGAGGAUGGAAGGCAACAACUUAAAGAGCUUGGGUCCGCUGACUUUCCAUAGAGUAGCAACACCUUACCGCAUUACGUUUCGUAGCAAUGCCCUCGUGGAGGUUCCAUCACGACUGAUGUAUCAGGAAAAUAAAGAAGUUACCAUGUAUACCUUGGUCUUCACAGAUAAUAAAAUUGAACGUUUGGCGCCCGAUGCAUUCGAGGGAGUAAAGUACAUACAUACACUGUAUUUCACUUCAAACAGAAUUGCAUCUCUUCCUGAAAAUGUUUUCAUCAACACAACUAUUGGUAGUACUUUGGACUUGUCUUCAAACCUGCUCAAAGGUCUUCCAGCAGGAGUAUUUCGAUCGUCAGGAAAACUACGUGCCUUGUACUUGAACAACAAUCUUUUCUCUGUUCUCUCGAAGAAGAUGUUUGAUGGACUGCACUCCUUGCAAGAAGUAAUGAUUUCAAACAACCCUAUUACCAAAAUGGAUGAACGGGUAUUCUCCGACACCCAACUAGUCAACAUGUACAUUUACAACACCCAGCUGACGUCAACCGGUAACAGGCCAUUUGUAACGAGGAACAACACUAUAAAGCUAGCGUCAUUUCAUGGCAACAACAUAAAAAUAAUCUCUGAUUCCGUUUGGCAAGAUUUGGGACCGCAAUGCAAAGUAUACAUCGGUACUACUCUACAAAGAGCCCCUAACGCAAGAUCAGACCUCGAAAUUGAUCUGGUGGGAAGUGGAUUCGUCCAGUCAAUCAAUGUAACGCAUGAAACAGGCCAAGCCUUAAGCAGCGCUGGUUUUAGCUGUUUAGAAUUAUCUGAUGCACUUUGGGUAUGCACACCAUGUCACCAAGGCUUCUACGGUGGCCCCUUGAAUUCGUGUAGGCCCUGCCCACCUGGUGGAUUUUUCCAAAACCGAACUGGACAAGUUGUAAGGAGACGUGGCGACAUGAACUGUCAUUUUUGCAACAAUGGCACUUACGUUACAUUGGAGACUCAUCCUGGAAGAAAUAUUGGCGAUUGUGUCGUAUGCCCAUCGGGCACGGAUAAAAAUCGUCAGGCUGGAUUCCGCGCGUGCCCUUGUGUAUCCAAUUACUACCGCAGAGACAGGUUUGGUGAAUGCUUCCCUUGCCCCUUAGAAGGUAUCAACUGCUCGGGGGAAUACCAACAUCUCCUGCCUGGAUUCUGGUGGACUUGGGACUGGAGUUCAGUGGACAAUUACCAUUCAUAUAAGAAAUUUGUACAAAACAUUCUCGUGCGGAACGAUAGCUACGAUAGAAACACCCUUUCAUUCCAAGGAGCGCUGCCCAAAGUUCAAGCAUGCCCGAGGAAUGAAUCCUGUCAAAAUCUUGGUGACGGAGUAAAUAUGACAUGCCAACUUGGUUACGGGGAUUUCAUGUGUUCCCAGUGCAUUGCCGGUUUCUAUUCUUGGUUGGAUCGGUGUUUCGAAUGUCCAAGGUGGUGGGUGUUCCUUCUGGAAGUCUUAGCUUCUGUUCUUACCAUUGUUUUGGUAGUUGCCAUUGUUGUCUGGGACCUUCGGAGGCAUCAUCGAAGAGGUCGGUCCAUACUCAGUGUGCUGUUCUCACGAUUUAAAAUUUUGCUCGGCUUCUAUCAGAUCAUAGGCGAGAUAUUCGACGCACUGCAUGAUCUUCCCUGGCCGAGACCUUUGAUGAAGGUUGGUCAGUUUUUUAAAGUUUUAGAAGUGAACAUCAUGCAGAUGAUUGUUAGUCCUCGCUGUUACUUCCCAAACUUUACCUACCCAACAAUUUACAUUGAGUUCAUGGCUGGUUUGAGCUUUUUUAUGCUUGUAAUUGUGUUGGUGAUGUCAGUUUACAGAAUAAAACAGUGCUACCUACGUCUUAAGGAGACCCCAGUUGACGUUUGUAAUGAACUAAUGGCUCGAACAAAACAAAAAUGCUACCUAGUCGUGGUUGUUUUGCUUUUUAUUACAUAUCCAAGCCUAUCGAGUACCAUCCUAACAUUGCUGCCGACUGGCUGUGAUGUAUUCUACCUAGAUGAAAAAGAAACAAUCAAAGUUCUUCGACUUCGAUCAGACUAUUCCAUCGACUGUGAAACAGAUCAACAUGUCGGGUAUACCUACGUGGCCGAGGUUUCUCUCUGUUAUGUUAUUGGCUUUCCGUCAGUGUUGCUGGUUAUGCUGUGGACGAAUCAUCGGGGGAGACUGAAGAAAGCCAGUGAUCCCUCGAGCUCAUUAGAGUUUAGGAAUAUAUCAGAUCAAACUCCAUCGGAAGAUCUAGAUCAGCAGACUGAUCACGACAAUCAGCGUCAUCAGACAGAUGAUGUCUCACACAGAAGUACCAACAAUUUUGCCACUGUCGCUUCUCAAGAUAAUGCGUAUGAUAUAAUGCACGUAGAUCCAAGCAUUGAUCAGCCUGUGUCUCUUCCAGCGUUCAGCUCAUCAGCUGCUAGAAGUGUUACUUGGGGAACUUUCCUAUGUGAAAACUACAAGGAGAAAUUCUGGUAUUGGGAGAUCGUAGAGCUCGUACGAAAAAUCCUCCAAGUUCUCUUCGUUCUGUUGUUCGGUGCUGAGGAUCACUUCACCCUCUUCGCGACCAUCGUCCUAUCCGUUGGCUUUCUCGUCGUCCAUGCCUACGUUAAGCCAAUGAAGGAUGCUGCAGAGCAUCGUCUACAGAUGUGCUCCCUGGCUAGCAUCUUUCUCAAUCUGUUGGCGGCCUCUUUGCUCCUGUUGCCGAGUGAGGGCAGCAAUCCAAGCAACUCAAGAAAAGAGGUUUUGGCAGUAUUUUUCGUACUACUCAACCUCAGCAUCGUAGCUUUCGUGGCAGGAAGCGCAAUCAUGACGCUUGCAAAGACAGUUUUUAAUACUGCAUGCUGUCAGCACACUGCUGGGUUCAUCGCUCACGCCUUCUGUCGGCUUCGGCCGUCACGACUGUACUGGGCACCGAGACGCCGCCGUCGUGGUCGUGGUACUGCUGGAGAAACGCAAGGUCUGUUAAGUGGAAGGCCUGAUGCACAGAGUGUUCACCCAGAAAGCUUGACUGAGACACUGGCUGUGUGAUGGUCCUCGUUGAUUUUGUUCAUCAUUGGCGUGGAUCACCACAGAUGCCCAUUAAACGUUUGGCGAAUAAUUCUGUGGAGGAUCUAUUAUCCCUUUCGAUUGGACAUCCAUAAGACUAGGUAUAAUCUUAUUUCUCAGGCAUAGACAUAUAGUAUAGAAUUUGAACCUGUGCAUGGGUUUAGUGAGGCAACCUUCGAUUGGAGUGAAUCCUUUCUUUGCCACAUGGACACGGCUGGAUAUUCACUGUUUUGUAUUGUCCAAAAGAUUAAUUAUCCAUGUAAUAUGAACAUGCUGCGGCGUGGACUAAUUUGUUAUAAUUUAGGACAAUGACAGUGGUGCGACGAAGCUUGGAUGCUGCACCAUGUGAACUCUUUUUUGGGAGUUUCCAGGAAUUCGAAGAAAACCGAUCGACUCUACCAUGAAUACAUCAAUUCAUUCUGGAACCUUAUUUCUAAGAGAGACUUCAAUCGUGCCUUUGCAAACCUGCUUUAACGUCCACCACUCAAACCUAAACAUUGUUGUGGAGUAUAAUGAUACUGUCAAACGCAAUUGCAGUCUGGAUGCAUAAUGUAUUAUACGUGCACAGUCAUGAAGAUCGAUAACAUACUCGUGGCUUAGAUAACCAUUAGACAAUAGAUUGUUUUAUAUUACUGUGCUCAUUUUAUUUUAAUGUCACUAUUAUUUGCCGCUACACAGAAAACAAAAAAGGCUAUUUCGCGAUUACGUCUCAUUUUGGACAUCGAAAACUGCAAAAAAUCUAGUGAUGUUUUGUUUACUUCUGUGUCUAUAUAAACAAUUGUUUGAGGUGCAAAAUCAGUAUACACUGAGUUUGAUAGGGCGUUACAAUGUGCUUACCAUAGUAGUUUAACGUGACAUUUAGAAGUGUUAAAUAUUCAAUUUUGAAAGUCUGCACGUGCGUGCUGAUUUUUCAUGAGUUCAAAUACAGCGUACGGUGUUCACCUGUCAUCGUUUGAGAAAAUCAGCUCCAAAGGACAUUGGGCCCAUUAUUCAACAUAAGUGUUUGAGAACUUUUAGAAUUCUGAUAUAAAACCGUUAAAAUUUAUUUGGAUUAAGUAUUCAUUGGGUGGACGGGUUUUUCCCGCGUUGGUAAAUUGGAAUACAUCUCCAAUGUGUCUGACUCCUUUGUGUAAAAUGUUAUACGUACUUGUAGUUCCUGGAACUAAGGAAAAGCGUUCGGUAAAGUUUAUAAUGUCUUUAUCUUUACUGCGAUUUAAUCAUAUAAGACGCAUGUAUUUACGCAGCUUCGUACUGAAUUCAGGUAAACACAUACAGAAAGCCUGUUGGCAAGGCGUGAAGGAUAGCGAUUUUCUGGAAAAGUAAGACGAUUUUGAUGCCAUGUCAAAUGAAAAAAGCUUUAAUAAUGGGGAAUAACGAUAACGUUGCCUAGAAUAUAGUUCAAAUCUUGGCAAAUGGAAGGCAAAUGGCAAAUGGAAGGUAAAACAAUGUAUGCAGUGUGUAUCUUGUUUGAUAUGCAAGAUCAAUGUGGUUUCUGUGACAACCUCAAUGGGUCAAUGCACGUAUACCUGUUGCAUUGGCAGGCUUACUGUGAUAUACCACAGCUUUAAAAAUAAGAGGGAUGUUUGUUGUAUGAA